This is a messenger RNA of Scatophagus argus, 1084 nucleotides long. Its product is annotated as transcription factor 7-like. Gene Ontology annotation, biological process: regulation of transcription by RNA polymerase II; canonical Wnt signaling pathway. The record is from RefSeq and is a predicted model, not a curated record. The transcript has 9 exons. NCBI's taxonomy places the organism in Eukaryota, Metazoa, Chordata, Actinopteri, Scatophagidae. Gene Ontology annotation, cellular component: beta-catenin-TCF complex. The coding region runs from base 254 to 898 and encodes 214 amino acids. Gene Ontology annotation, molecular function: RNA polymerase II cis-regulatory region sequence-specific DNA binding; DNA-binding transcription factor activity, RNA polymerase II-specific.
UUUGAGAGUCAGCUACGUUUUGUUCAGUCCAACACCGUGCUGAUACUCCAUCAGUGUCUUCAUCUGGGUUUCUCCAACUGCUCAGAGACCUGUGAACAUCUUCGGACCAACACCCGCGUUACCACACAUUUGGUGUUUUAACUUUAUUCUCUCUGCACAAAGACACCCAAGCACCAGGGAAAGGUUCCACCUGAGGCCAGGUACUGGUGCAGCUGCUGCAGUAAAUCCAGUUUUUAGUGGCCCCACGGAGCCGAUGGAGCAGCCGCUGAGCAGCAGGGAGGUCGGACUGCCGAGCGGACGAACUCAGACCCCUGCAGGUCGGACAUGUGGUGAGCCUCAGGAGUCUGACUGGAGUCCUCCUCAUCAGCAGUACCUGAAUCUGACCAGCAGAGGGCGAAACAACAAUGCACACACUCAGACUGCUGCUGCUGCUGCUUCGUCCGUCCAUCCUCUCAUCCCUCUCCUCCUCUACAGUGACAGACACCUCCCUCCAUCCUCCCCGUACAGUCAGCCAAUCAGAGCACCUGCUGCCCGACGGGCCGACGCCCACUCCGGGACACAGCCAUGUUGCUCUGGCAACAGCGUCGCCAGCAGCAGGCAGCUGGUCAAGAAGCCUCUGAACGCCUUCAUGCUCUACAUGAAGGAGAUGAGACACAAAGUGCUGCAGGAGGGACGAGAGAGGGAAAGCGCCGCCAUCAACCGCAUCCUGGGACGCAGGUGGAACGCCCUGCCGCACUCUGAACAGUCCAAAUACUACGAGCUGGCCCACAAGGAGAGACUGCUCCACAUGCAGCUCUACCCGGGAUGGUCCGCCAGGGACAACUACGGUAAAAGGAAGAGGAAGAGGAGCCAGCAGCCAACAGGAAGCUGCUCCAGCUGGACUCUGACUGCUGGAUGAGACACCUGAAGAGACAACAUGAGACAGACGCACACUCACACCCAGCAGCUGGACAUUCAGCAGAUCGGAUGGACGUGAUGGACAUUCGCUCUCUGGCAACCUUCACUGUUGUACGUGGACAGGCCCGCGUGUACUUUGUGUAUCACUCGGCACUUCAUGAUCCUGACUGAAUAAAUUCAUUUCUGA